CAACAUGGACCACUCAAACAGAUGUAUUUACGCCAGACAAACCACAAGGACAUUGCAAAUCAGCUUAUUGCCCAGCUUGAUGAACAGCAUCUGCGGAAACUCAAGGACACUAAUGACAAUGAUCCAGAUGACAUCAAUGACCCUGAGGACACCGAAAACAUUGGCACAUCAUUUCAGGGCCAUAUCUAUCUCGGUUCUCCUCAACACCCUAUGAGUUUUGCUGAUGUGGAGCAAGCAAACAGCUCAUUGUGCACUUUUGACCAAUUUCGCAAGAAAUUUUUGAUAUUCAUCAAUGAAUUCCUUCCUGCCCACAACAUACCAUUGCCUGAUGGGAUGACGUGGUUGAGGCCGGCAGCUCAGGACAAGCUACAAGAAUAUCGCUACCUCAAGGUACACUACGAGUCCAUCGUUGACUGGAAGCUUGCAACAGACUAUCUCCAUUGCAGUCCAAGCUUCCAUGGGCAUGAGCGCCAUGAUUGCGCACUAAUUCAUACUCACAACAAGAACGGCAACACCAAAAAUAUAUUUGCACAAAUCUUGUUCAUGUUCAAGUAUACUGACCUGCGCUUUACUCGGCUGCAUGCAUGGCCUGCAGCAUCUUCAGAGUUCCUUUCCAUUCAUUCAAUCAUUUGUGGUGCUUUGCUCAUUCCAGAUUAUGCCAAUCCUCAUCGAGACUUCUUUCUUGUUGAUGUUGUUGAUUCUGACAUGUUUCUGCGCUCCCAGAAAAAUGUUUUAAUAUAG
Suillus discolor is the source of this 741-nucleotide messenger RNA. RefSeq lists its product as uncharacterized. The annotation marks the transcript as partial. The transcript has 4 exons. The record is from RefSeq and is a predicted model, not a curated record. Lineage: Eukaryota; Fungi; Basidiomycota; Agaricomycetes; Boletales; Suillaceae.